This is a messenger RNA of Aspergillus ibericus CBS 121593, 957 nucleotides long. Its product is annotated as low-affinity Cu transporter. The record is from RefSeq and is a predicted model, not a curated record. Gene Ontology annotation, molecular function: copper ion transmembrane transporter activity. NCBI's taxonomy places the organism in Eukaryota, Fungi, Ascomycota, Eurotiomycetes, Eurotiales, Aspergillaceae. Bases 168 to 755 code for a protein of 195 amino acids. Gene Ontology annotation, cellular component: membrane. The transcript has 4 exons. Gene Ontology annotation, biological process: copper ion transmembrane transport.
CUUACGUACGCGGAGCUGCAUCAGCUCCUCCUCCUUGCUACUCUCACCGGUUCUGGCGUCUGAUCUGGACGGGUGGCUUGAUAUCAUAUUCUCAUUCUGUGGGAGUUGCUGGACUUGCUGCACUCGAUCUGAUCUGGUAGUGGCGUUGGUUAUUUUCCGAUUUCGAGAUGGAUCACUCUAUGCAUAAUAUGGGGAUGGACAUGGAUCAUGGCCAUGACCAUGGUGAUAUGGAUAUGGGCGGAAAGUGCAGUAUGAAUAUGUUGUUCACCUGGUCGACGAAAGACCUCUGCAUCGUCUUCCCCCAGUGGCACAUCACCAGCACUUGGUCCCUUCUGGGUUCGCUUAUUGUUAUCGUGCUCUUGACGGCGGGCUACGAGGGCAUUCGACAGCUUACACGGCGGUUUGAGGCGGCUCAUGCUCGGAGGCUGGGCGCGUAUACUACGGUUGCUGUAGGAGGCAGCGAUAUCCACGACGAUUCUGCCACGGCCAAUGCCCCCUCUAGCGAGACACUGCCUGUCCCGAACGCCGGCUCACCCCUAGUUGUAGGCAGGGAUAGCCGAAGGGCCGUCGAGCAAAAAGGAAAAAUCACCAUGGCGGCAUUGUACGCUGUGCAGGUCUUCUAUAGCUUUUUCAUCAUGCUGCUUUUUAUGACGUAUAAUGGUUUUGUUAUGCUUGCAGUUGCUGUUGGCGCCUUCGUAGGAUAUCUGGCGUUUGGAGACAACACAUCGGCCAGCAAAUCGGUUGCUUGUCAUUAGUGGACCGCAAGACAAAGGCUUGUCUGAAGCCUUGCGGAACAGUUCUUGCUCUGACUCGGCAUGUGCUUAUCAGUAGCUUCGUUGGGUAGCCUGUGACCGGUUGUCGUUGAUAGCAAGUUGCACAUUGGGUCGAAUGAACAUGGGGUAGUGCGUCCACCUUCAAGUAGCGAAUACCGUACUUAGGGAACUUCUACAUCACUCC